Molecule: messenger RNA, 870 nt
Organism: Penicillium verhagenii
Lineage: Eukaryota; Fungi; Ascomycota; Eurotiomycetes; Eurotiales; Aspergillaceae
Exons: 1
Coding region: 1-870 (289 amino acids)
Cellular component (GO): kinesin complex
Molecular function (GO): protein binding
Source: RefSeq, a predicted model, not a curated record
AUGGCUAACCUAGCGUCGACGCUUUUGAAUAAGGGCCGGUGGGAAGAGGCCGAGAAUAUCUUUAUGAAGGCUUUUAAGUCGAGCAAGACAAAGCUCGGCGAGGAUCAUCCCGAUACGCUCACCAGUAUGGCCAACCUAGCGUUGACGUAUAGGAACCAGGGCCGGUUGGAGGAGGCCGAGCAGCUCUUGGUGCAGGUGAUAAAGACUCGCAAGACGAAGCUCGGCAAGGACCAUCCCGACACGCUGAGCAGUAUGGCCAACCUAGCGUCGACGUAUAAGAACCAGGGCCGGUUGGAGGAGGCCGAGCAGCUCUUCAUACAGGUGACAAAGGCUCAGAAGAUAAAGCUCGGCGAGGACCAUCUCGCCACGCUCACCAGUAUGGCCAACCUAGCGUCGACGCUUUCGAAUCAGGGCCGGUGGGAGGAGGCCGAGAACCUCUUUGUGAAGGUUUUGAAGUCGAGCAAGACAAAGCUCGGCGAGGAACAUCCCUCCACGCUAGCUAGUAUGACCAACCUAGCGUCGACGUACAGGAACCAGAGCCGAUGGGACGAGGCUGAGCAGCUAUCUAUGCAGGUGAUGGAGACUCGCAAGGCGAAGCUCGGCGAGGACCAUCCCGACACGCUGACUAGUAUGGCGAAUCUCGCUUUCACCUGGAAAUCUUCCGCUCACGAUGCCGAAGCCAUCAAUCUGCUACGAGAGUGCUUAACCAAGCAGAAGCAAACACUCGGCCCAAACCAUCCCACUACUUUAUCUAAUUCUGAAACAUUGUUAGAAUGGGAAACGGAAGCGACACGGGAGACUGAAGGGGAAUGGGAAACGGAUGGGGAGUGGGAAAUAGAUAGGGAAUACUUACGAGGGCGCUGGAUAUGA